CCCACCACCCGUGCUCGGGCUUCCGACGACUCUCCCCCCACCGAAGCUAGGGUUUCCGACUACGUGUGGCCGUCAGAAGCCCCAGCACCUCGUUAUCGCCGUCGACUCCUCCAACUCUUCAAUCUCUCUCUCUCUCUUCCCUCUCUCUAAUUUCUAUUCCUCUCGCAUUGGAUCUCUGAGAUUUAAGAAGCUUCGAGCUUGUAGCAGAGUCUAGAGCUCCUCACCGAAUGCUGCUCCGUCUGUCAUUGCCCAUCUGAAGUGAAAGAGGUAGGUGAGAGAAGCCAGAGAAUCCUCCUCUAUUGAGACAUGCAAGGUGGCGACUCUUCCACUGAAUCUCGGAACUUUCACAUUCGGAGACUAGAGAUCUCGGACAAAAGCAAAGGUUUCAUAGAGCUCCUACAGCAGUUGAGUGUUUGCGAUUCGGUAUCUGAUGAGGAGUUCAAAGAGCGGUUUCAAGAGCUGAGCUCUCUGGGUGAUGACCACGUGAUCUGUGUGAUUGAGGACAUGAGCUCCGGAAAGAUAGUUGCCACCGGGAGCGUCUUCAUCGAGAAGAAGUUCUUGAGAAACUGCGGCAAAGUCGGGCAUAUUGAGGAUAUCGUGGUCGACAGCAAUGCUCGGGGAUUGCAAAUAGGGAAGAAGGUAGUGGUUUUUCUGACCGAUCAUGCUCGUGCAAUGGGGUGCUAUAAGGUGAUUCUCGAUUGCAGCACUGACAACAGGGCUUUCUACGAGAAGUGCGGCUUCAAGCAGAAGGAAGUUCAGAUGGUUCAGUACCUUAUUUAAGACCGAUUUCAGAGUCUAUAGCUCGGAUGAAAUCAAUUUGUUAUUACUGUUUGUAGAGCAAAGCUAUGCUUUCCCUUUGUACUGCACAGUUUUCUGCACUCUUACCUGUUACUCCAUGCAAGAUCAACUCUUUCAAUACGCAA
This is a messenger RNA of Punica granatum (pomegranate), 923 nucleotides long. The record is from RefSeq and is a predicted model, not a curated record. Lineage: Eukaryota; Viridiplantae; Streptophyta; Magnoliopsida; Myrtales; Lythraceae.